AUGGCAAGCAACACCUUCGCGGAGGGCUUUGCGCGAAAGCGUAUUCUACCCCAGCAGCAGGGCCAAUCAGAUUUCAGUUUUGAGAACGAAAGCGGUGCCAAGGCUGGUCUCAACUACCAGAGCCUAGUGCCGGCAGCGGGCAAGCCCAGACGGAGGCCUCGGACGGGCGGCGGUGCCAAGAGGCCCCCGCGCAAUUUCCGACGUCAAAGCGCCGCCGAACUCAAGCGCACUUUGGGCCUCCGCGGUACACCCGAGGAUACACGUGGCAGCAAGCUGGUCUGUCCCUCGGACCUACCCCUCCGUCUGCACAAUCUGUGGGUGGGAUACUCCGAGACGGUUCUAAACCUGGCCGCUGCGCGGUCUGUUGACCAACUGUCGACGCGUCUGGAAACCGUACUUCGGAUGGAUCUCAUUGGGGCGCCCAUGCGGGUGAAGAAGUCCACGUCAACCCGGCAGGUAACCUCUUUUCCUCAUUGCGACUGGCUUAUCCUGCCCCAGCUUGACAUCAGCUUUUGUAAAGCGAAUCGAAUAGGACCAAUAGGGCUAUUUACUCUUGAAAGAUUUUUUGUUUACACAUACUACUUUCUACGUAUGUACUGGAAGAUGGGCAUCCCAAGAAACAUAAUUCGAAUAAGAAUGAGUCCUUUGGAAAAUGAACAAACGUUAUUUCGUAAAUUUUCGAGUCUGGUUCCCAAGCUCGUCUUCAGACGUGUAGUAAGUGUGAAGAAACAGUCAAAAUUUAAACAUGCCCAAAAAAUUGAUAUUGCUUCGUCAUGGCUGAGGAUGGGUCAAUGCUGUGGGCUGAUGUCACGUCUUGAUUGGAUAUUACCUUUUCCACUUUUCCUUGAAAUUUGUGUACUUGGCGUCUAGAUCAAUGUGUCAAUUGAUGCAUGAAUCAUCAGAGUGAAUGGCCUCCAAGAAUUCUCGGCCUUUCUUAUGUGGGCAGGAACCGACAAUGCGGGUUUUAUCCCAAGCGAAUUUGUGCCCAGUUUCAAGAGUAUGCAUGGCGACUUGGGAUAAGUGGUCCCGCCUCUACACUGACAAUUUGUGUUCACGUAGGCGUGUAAAGGCGGGUUUUCCGGUUUGACCACAAUAUACUGUAUUACAAGUGCCACAUGGAAUCGUAUACACUACUUCUUUUUUAUACAAAUAGCCAACCCUAUCCUUGGGGUGUACAAGCCGAUUGCGUAGCGUGGUCGUCAGUUUGUAAGCCACUUGUAUUUGGUGCUUCCUCAGGUGUCUUUCAACGAGUACAGACACAUGUUUGAUGUAGGGAAGCGUUCGUCAAUAUUUUGGUUUUGGCGUCUGAUCGGAACAAUUUAGUUCCUUCUCUAUUAGUCUGACGUAAGACAUUGGUGCACUUCCAAAGCGUUGGUUCAGUCCGGGACUGUCUUAACACCCUUGAGGACAAACUAGUCAAUAUAACUAACACAUUUUACCACGCGAAACAGAUCAUUAAGAUGUACAGCCGACCGGAGAUCCAGAUGUAUUUACCCAGACACUUUUGGCAGGGUCCAUGUCUAAUGACCAGUUUCUAACUUGCCGCACACCUACUAUCCAAAGCACCGAUCACGUAGUCAAACUAUCCGAUUUCAUCCUCCACUUGCACGAAUUCAGCGCUCAUUUAGCCUCGAAGGCUACUCAAAGGUCACUAGCAGUGAUGGUCAGGCAGUAAGAACUCAUUCUCAGCGUGACCCUAAUAGCAUUAUUGCUCAUGUAAGGCUUGAGUGGCCCUGGUGUAGCUAUUGCGGACUAGGUCAUGUGUGUACGCACGCCCAGAGACGACCUGUUUAGCUGCGUCCGCACCCACCUCCGGUUAUCUUGACAUUGUCUUGGAGCACUUCCAGUUGUCUUAUUAUCAGUGCAGGCUGGUUGAGAGUAAAAACGCUGCGGUAGAUGCAGCGCAAGUCGGUCCCUUGCUCAAAUCACCCGUGCGGCGCCCGUCCCGUGGGGCACGGCUGCGGGUACGUUCGUGUUUUCCUUCAAUGCCUACGGGCUAGCGAUUUCCCAUUGAAGGCAUGACCAUGGUUGGCGUUAGGUUUAUGGCUGGCUACGGUCUCCCCAAGGGGAGUUACACAUCAUACCUCAUUUGGCAAUAAUGCGUUACGUGGAUGACUGCCACAGUGGUUUAAGGGUCUAUGGUUUAUGGUAAAGUCAUGCAGCCCAACAGGAUAAGUGGUCCAGUCAUUGUUGCCAGCUAGAUUGCCAUUAGCCGGUAUACGUUGCUGUGAGCCCUGUAAGUUGAUUAUUUUUUUGCCUGAGCAUACCAACUCGGUCCAAACUGAUGCCUUAGAAGCCGAUGCCCAUUCCCUUCCCUGCCCCUUAUCAAUACAAAAAUUUAACUCUCAAUAACCACUUCUGGGCUAGCCUGCGUCGUGGAGUUUGAUAGGCGGAACGUUAUGGUAGCUUGUACCUCAGUUCCUCAGACCAUUUUUGACCGAUUACAUCUAAGAAUCGCACCCGGCGCACUUUUGAAAUCGACCCUCAUUUUCUCUCGCUUUCAACUCACGCACGCGUAUCUCUUUUAACACAGCGAAGGGAUAGGUGUCUAACUGAAAUAGGAGUUCACCCCUUCAUAUUUGCGCUAAUUAAUGAUGCCGACCUCUGAGCACGCUCCGGGAACUUUGAAAAAAGCCGAUUUUCCUCUGAUGACAGCUCACUUGAACAGUACUGAAAUCGAAAACAAGCAUGUACAGCAGAAUUUAUUGGGGCCUAUAAAUUUCGUGACGGCUUUUCAACUGCAGCCCGUCUCUGCAUAACAUAGGUAACGAAUGAAAGCGCACAGCAGUAUGAAUUUGUACAGAAUGACAGUGCAUAAGAGCAAGGUCAAGGUUCAAGGCAAUGAAUAAUCAGAUAAGACGUCCACAUAAGCAUCAUAUAGGAAAGAGGGAGACGAAAUGUUAACAACAAAUCACAGUCAGGGGAGACUAGAUGUGUGAGAUUACCAGGGCAAUUGCAGAUUGAUCACGUGAUCUAACUGCUUGCACAGGUCUGGUUUCUCUCUCCGUAUGUAUGCUGCUUCCAAAUAACGCAAGGUUCGAGUUGUAUUUGCUCGGACAAGUACUCGAAAAGAUGCUUUAGGGUCGACAACAUGACCGCUAUCUAACAGGUGUUUCGUUAUAGACGAACGCGGGGUUUUGUUUUCCUGUUUGAAAAGCCAAUUAGGCAAAUGCUCAGCGGCCCUUGUUGCCAAUUGCCUUUGCGUACGCCCAAUGUACUUGCAUCCGCAAGUGCAUGUGAAUUCAUACACACAAUUUGGGGUGGCGUGCAUUGGCAAGGCAUCCUUUGCCCGGUUAAUUGGAAGGCUUUUUGUGGAACUAAUGAAGAUAAGCUCUGCUGCGUUGUACGUUCUUUCUAUAGUGCAACGCAAGCGUCGCUUGAUUAUGUUUGAGACGUUGUCACCCUUAAAAGGUAGACAUAUUAUAACGGGCUUCUUCGGAACGGACUGUUCCGUCAACUUUGGCCGUAAAUUGUUGCUGUACUUCUGAAUGAAGCGUGCAGGAUAACCACGAUUAAGCAAGGCUUCUUUGAUUCGGGCAGUUUCUGUAUCUAUGGUCUCCCUGGAGCAAAUAUUUCUCGCUCUUUGAAAAAGAAAAGUACUGAAAUCAAUGACUCAGAUCAUGGUUUUUAGCGUUUUUGGCGAAAGAGCUGGCAAGAAUGUGAUUUAUGGCCGGGACUACUUUCUCCGGGAAGCAUUUGCCCUCUAUAUUGUUACCAAUUAAAGGGAGACAUUUUUUACUAUCUGAUAAUAAUAGUAAAUGUAUUUAAUGUCCCUAUUCAAGCAUUGUCGAAAAGGCACUACAUUGUAUUUUUACUCCCUCGCUCUCACGCAACAGUCACCACGAGGCCUUUUUUGUCUUCCUCUGUCACGCACAAAUAAAUAUCGCCAGUUAUUUUCUUCUAGAGCAAUUGUUCCCCAGAGUAAGUAACUUCGACCAUAAACCACAUUCCUGCCAAAAGGCAUUCUCAUUUGAAGUAAAGACUUAUCCACCUCAGAGUUGAAGUUACAGAACUUGAAAUGUGGACGAUGUGCUAGCCUUCGAAUGAAUGAUUUCUCCCGUUCCUCUUGAGUCAACCUUUUUCAUCGCCUAAGGCUGGUAGCACUUUUCUAAAACCAGAAAGUUACGAACUACUUUCCUGCUAUUUUAAAUUAACAGUCGCCGUCUACGUUAGCCAAUUUACUUUUGGGGUAGGGCGUGUCAUACUAAUUUUACUUUACCAAAAAACGUAAAAGUCUCGGCAUGUCUCUCUUUACACUGCAUUUUUUAAGCUAACUCCUUCCUUUCUGUCCCAGGCUGGUCUUGAGGGUAUUGUCGUCAUGGAGACGCGGAACGUCUUUUACAUUGCCGAUUUCCCUCAACGAACAGUGGACGCCCCCGCUGACAUUGCCGCCUCUCCGACUCCAUCAAGUACCCAGACGACUGGCUGCACUACUCCAUGCACCCAACCGCGUCUUCAUAUUGUGCCCAAAGGAGGCACUCUUUUCGUCCUAAUGCUUGGCGAUGUCUGCGGCCCUUCAGGUCUCAGCGCAGAGGUUGUCCUAGAUGGCAGCGCCCUAGCACACAGACCCGCAGACAGGGCGUUGAGAAAGUGGCGCCUGCAGGCAGGGGGCAGUGCCUCCAAGAAGUUGGCUGCGAGACGCCGUAUCUGGCAGGAUACCCUGUUUUGCGCCGUCGGCGUCCAACCACCGGACGAAACUGAUUGA
Spirometra erinaceieuropaei is the source of this 4705-nucleotide messenger RNA. The record is from the annotation of a GenBank genome assembly. Lineage: Eukaryota; Metazoa; Platyhelminthes; Cestoda; Diphyllobothriidea; Diphyllobothriidae.